AUGGAACGAGCAACAAUUCGGGAGAGAGCUGAUUUGGUCGUCAGCAAGCUGGGAUCGUUGGUUUCGAUGCUCAAGGAACACAUCGUCGGAUUUGGAGUCAUCUUCAAUCGAUUUGGAAACUUCCAGAAAGGGAUCAAUAACGCGGGUUCUGAAACCUGCGUGAUCGCCUCUAUUAGUGUGUUCACGCUGCAUUGGAUUUUCAUCCAACAAAACCUACCAGUCUGGGACACUCCGUCGCCAGGGAACAGCGGAACAUUGAGAUGGUGCAUGGAACACCAAGAGGUCAUGUUAACUGGGAAUUCGGCAGGAGCCAAUUCUGGAAGUCUGGGACACUCGGUCGCCAGGGAACAGUGGAACAUUGAAUUAGAUGCAUUGGAAGCAUCGAAUGAGUUCAGGAAAGCUGGGAAUUCGGCGGAAGCCAAUUCUGGAUUCGAGACAACACCACAACAUUUUGUCGUCGUGGAACAGCAAGUGACUGAAGCAUCAGGAAAUUGCAUUCGCUGGGAAUUCGGCAGGAGCCAAUUCUGGAUAUGGGACGUCGGGUCACCAAGGAACAGCGGUGCGUGUAGCGGAUCGACGGGCAGAUCCCUGUAUGGGCACGUCUGCGUGCUGGUUGCGGAUCAAAAGUAUGGAUCCCAGGAACGGAAGGUCUCUCGCAAACCUCCAAGAAAUAGGACGGUUCCUUUGCAAACCUCCUGGACAAGAAAGGGGUCUUGUAAACCCCUGUUACGUGGAUCAACAGAUGGAUCCCUGGAAAAUCACGUCUCAGUGAUGAAACCCUGGAGUCUACUCUUCUGGAAACGAAGUAGUAGAGGCACUCACAGCUUCCUGUAUGCGAAGGUUCUACGACCGACGCGGAAGUCGCCAUAA
Caenorhabditis remanei is the source of this 870-nucleotide messenger RNA. RefSeq lists its product as uncharacterized. Bases 1 to 870 code for a protein of 289 amino acids. The record is from RefSeq and is a predicted model, not a curated record. The transcript is spliced from 2 exons. Lineage: Eukaryota; Metazoa; Nematoda; Chromadorea; Rhabditida; Rhabditidae.